GCAGCGUUGCCAGUGGCAGGCAGUCCUUUCGGUGAAGAGUUUACCGUUCGUUCUCUCGUUGCCGUCAUCGUCGCAGCCGUUGGGGCUGUCUUUUGGUUGCCGUCGCCGUCGUCGUCGCUGCUCCUCUAUUGUCGUUUGUCGCCACAGCCAUAGCCACAACCAUUGCCAUAGCCAAAGCCAUCGCCUCUUCUUGUCCGUUGUUUCGCUAAGGCUCCUCCUGCGAUAAUGGCAAGAAAGAAAUUUGGAACGCGAACGUGAAUGUUUUUUUUUGUGUGUUUUGCAACUUUUGACCCCGUGCGCGCAAUCAGGUCAUAAAAAUUGUUAACUCUAAAAGUAUGAAAUGAGACGAGGAGCUAUGGCCAUGCCUAUGCCCAUGCCCACUCUCUGUUGACUCCGGUUUUGAACUGCACGUGGCACGGAUAGUGUGUGAAAGCUGUGGAGAGAGGGAGACACCGAAAACAAAACAAAGCAAAAACAGUGAAAAAGGAGAAAGAUAGCAACCAAAAACUUUCCGUCCAGCAUUCUUUUUUUAAAUGUACAUAGAAAAGUAUUGAACAAGUGAACCAAAUGCCAGGCUAAGAAGCAUCGGUGGAACCAACAGCAGCAGCGAACCGCAGAGCAGAGUGAGACCUCCACAAAAUUGGCCAUUGGCAGGCCACGGACGGAACACAAAACACGCACACACACAAACAGCCUCACACAUAAAUACACAAGCACACGCACUCACACUUGCAGAAGAAUCAAGCUUAGCCUUUUGCCGCAGUCAUAAAAUAAUCAAGCCGAGGCAGCAGCUAAAUCAAGCCAGAGGAAGAGGACGCGGACGUGGACGUGAACGUGGACAAAGAGGAGGAAGAGGCACUGCAGCAACAGCAGCAGCAUCAUCGUGCUGAUGUUGACGAAACAUCUCCGUUGGGAGGCAUAAAGCAAUUAGUAAAGGUUGAAUCCCCGCACGCACACCAGCACGUUGAACACGUGUGCAUACGUACGCACUGCCACAGAGAGUGAGAGAAAGACAUUGGGAGAGGAGAGUGCGGAGGGGAAGAACAGAAGAACAGAACGGAUCCAGGAUGCGUGGGGGAGUCAAUAGAGACACGCGCCCCCAAAGGAGUAUUUAGCCUAAUCGAGUGAUGCGCAGCACAGAAAUGCAGGGCGCCGCCGCCUUCAGCCUGCCUUAUUGCAGAUGCCAGAGAUGUCCAAGAUAACGGGGAAACAGCAGCAGCAGCAGAGCAAGAAAAAGAAGAGAAGGACAGCAACAACAACAGGAACAACAACAGCAACAAAAAGAACAAGAGGAGAAGGAAGGACACGACACACAAACAGCAGAAAGCGAGAAACGAAAAUCGAACUCUCCCUGUGAUAUAACUUGCACCGUAAUCGUAAAUCUAGCUUGUAGUUCAUCGUUAUUUAUCGAUUAACUAAUUAAUUAAUCUAAGCGCAACACUCUAACCUAAGUACAAGAUUAACCUCACUCCAUACUCGCCUAAAGCACGCCCCAGGAUAAUCUAUUUGCAACUAUACGGAUAAUACUUAUAUUACACUACCGCUGCUGCCCCUCUGCCCAAACCCAAACGGAAACCUAAAACCGAAAACCCAAGCAUUUGGAAUACUUUGCUGCCGCUCUGCUCCGCUGCCGCCGCCGCCGCCAGACCUGCGCCAAUUGAGAAAUUAAAACCAGGCUUUAUUCAAAGCUAAAUCUGAGAAGCUCUCCAUCAAAAGUGGGAGAGAGAGUGAGUGAAAGAGAGACCAAAAUCAAACCUAAACUCCAACAGAAUGGGAGAUGAGGCCGACAAACGUACGGGCAAGGAGAAACUGCUCUUCUACACGACUGCCUUCUUCAUCUUGCUGGGCACGUUCAGCCUGUUCGCGUUCCUCUUUCUGGUGCCGUUCGUCAUCGAGCCGGCCUUCACCACGAUCUUCAUGCAGUUCGAGGAGGUGCCGGCUUUGUGCGAGACCUACGACACGGAGAUCUUCUAUGGCGCCAAGAACUGCUCGUGGUCUUCGUGCCGCGAGGGCUGCACCAAGGACAUCUACACGUGCACCCAGAUACGGGUCAACUAUCGCCUCAAUCUGUACAACUUCACGGACGAGUUCAACUUCACGGAGUACCACAUUAACCUGAAGGAAUCCGAGCGCGUGAUACCGCCCGUGAAGCGCACGGAUCGCUAUGAGCGAGCGUUGCGGGACUACGAAUACGAUAAUCUGGGCGGUGGCAUCGAUGGCACCGGCCUGGACGUCGACAUAGGUGCGGGCGGAAGGCUGGAUCAGUUGAGCUUCGGUGAUGCAGACGGCUCCAAUGGCUUUCUGAUUGAGGACUCGGAUGAUGAGCGGGGUCUGAGUGCCACGGGCACCUUGAUCAACGACGAGCGCCAUCCCUUCGAUGAGAUCUCCGAGCUGAAUGAGGGUCUGAUGGGCAACAGGUCCAUGUACUACUAUGUGGGCGCCCGCCUCUUUCCCAAUGUGAAGGGGUGUGGCUAUCCGCCCAUGCUGAACUGCACCAUCUGGCUGAGGCGGUAUACGAAGAUCGGGAUGAAGUUCCCCUGCUACUACUCAAGGGUGGACCCCAGUCUGGUGAUCAGCGACCUGGACUACUGGCAGAACACCCUCAAUCUGGUGUACUCCAUGGCCAUACCCAUUCCCUCGUUUAUCAUUUCGGUCAUCUACUUGACGUACGCCUACUUCAAGAUCUACAACGAGGACGAGGAGACGGCGCCUCUCGAUAAGAAUGCCGAGGACAUGGACAUUGAUGAUAUCGAUGCCGUCGACGACAGUGACGGCGCCGUCCUGGCCGACAAUGUCGCCGGCAGCCAAAUCAUCAACAUGGACUCCACCACCAAUGACAGUUGUCUGGAGGGUGUCCUGCCCAAUGGUGGUCCCGGCAUGACCACCUCCAUAUCGCAGGGUGGCUCGGUCACCACCCCCGGUCCAUAUAUCGCACAAUCUCCGGCGGGCUCCCAGAUGACGCCCAAUUCGGAGAUGAACUCGUUCGGUCAUCAGUUGAAAGUUCAGAUGGCCGACGAGCUGUCCAGGGAUUCCCUGGAGAACGGUGUGCUCUCAACGUCCAACUCAGUCCAAGGAAACUUGAGCAAGACGAUGACGACGAGUAUCUCAACUCCACCUGGGCCGACAGCGGCAGUCUGAAACGUCAGGCGCAUGGUCUGGAAAAUGUUAGAUUCCGAUUCGGAAAAUGAGCCGCUGCUGGAAUCCUAAAAACAGUAUUGCGGUCACCGUGGAACGAACCACGGGCAAGCAGAAACACAAACAGAAGACGGAGCAGAGUAUUUCCACAAAAAUACAAAAAAAUACAAUCGACAACAACGCAUGUGUUAUGCGACCGAACCUGAAUACCUUCAGAGCUGUUAGAGACAUUUAAAAGAACUAUGAUAGAUUAUAUUUACCGUAUAAACAAACAAAAAUACUUGGACACACAGAAACACACUAGGAACACUCAUCUGAAGUAACUUCGGAUAGGCUUAACGACUCACACACACACACACACAUCCCAUUCAAAAUUGCAAUACAUGCAUUAUGUAGUAUCUGCACAGGAUAUGAUAUCCGAAAUAUUACGAUAUCCGAGGCAUAGAGAGGCAGAGAGAGACGUUUACUAUACGGAGGAGGCCGCUUAACACCAUGACACUCUGUCUGGACAGUGUUACUUUGAUUGGUACAAAAUACAAUAAACAAAACAUAAAACAGCAAAACAGAACUUGGACAUGAGAAGAGAAAAGUACUAUACAUAUACCUAGAGGAAAUUAUAAUACUUAUACAACACAUACAUAUACAUAUACAUAUAUACAAAUAUUUACUUGACUUAUUUUUCUAUUCGCAACAAUCGUGUCGUGUCGUAGUCAUCGUCUCGAAGAAGAACUCCAAUACCCCAACAAUUGCCCAGAAUAUAGCCCCAUAUACCCCCAUACACCUCCCGGUUAUAACCCUAUACCCCCAUCCCAUAUGCUCCAAAAGAGCAAAACAAAACGCGCAACUUAUUUACAAAUCGAUAAAUCGAGGCGCUGAGGUUUUUUAAAUAUUGUAAUGCCAAUUUCAAGUGAACACACACACGAAUACACACACACACACACCCACACACACACACGCAAAAGAGAAAGCAAAAACCAAAAUUAAUGAUGCAUCAUGUAUUUCAUUUAAAUCUUGAUGAUAAACGAAAUGAAAGCAAAAGCAAAAGCAAAUGCAAAAGCAAGUGGAAAAAUGCCUAAAUUUGAAGUAAAUUAAAUUACAUUAAAUUAAAUUAUAAAUCGAAUAAUAAUUGUUAUCCUUCAAAUUAAAAUGCGGAUAAAAACUCACAGCUUUAACUAACUGAAACGGAGGCAUAAGAUUUUUCUUCUACAUAUUUAUUUUUAUUAAGAUUAUUAUAUAAAUGAUAAUAAUGAAUAUUUAUAGGUCCUACAAAUGGUUCAAGCUAUUCAAUUACAAAAACAAACUUACAAAUAAAUAUUGCAUUAAAAUCUUAAUAAUUUAGGUCUGAAAUUAAAUAUAAAGUAAUGUUUCCUUUUUAUAUUAACAAAAACCAAAACCAAAUCAAACAUUUCUAAACUCGAAUGCGAAUAAUCUCAAACAAAAUUCGUAAAUUCGUUGGCUAGGCAUAUAGACGCAUCUGAUUAUGCAUCUGCAUCUGAAUCUGCAUCUGCAUCAUUAACUGCACCUUUGCGUAUAAAUCUAUCAAUGAUAAGCGGCAACAAAAACUACACCAACCAAAAAAAUAGUUUCUUUUUAACGAGACAAUGAGAUAUAUUUGCAUGAGAGAAUGAGAACAAAACACAACCACACAUAGAGAGUAAAACGAAAGCAAAAACCAGCGCAACUAUUAGCUAAUAUCAUGUAAAACAAACAACAAAUAAAAUGCUACUAGAAUUGAAACCAAAUAACAUGAAAAAUCUCGAAAUAAAUACGCAUUUAGCAGCCUAUAAAA
Drosophila miranda is the source of this 4924-nucleotide messenger RNA. It is a transcript of the gene tipE, whose product is annotated as protein tipE. The transcript is spliced from 3 exons. Gene Ontology annotation, molecular function: sodium channel regulator activity. Lineage: Eukaryota; Metazoa; Arthropoda; Insecta; Diptera; Drosophilidae. Gene Ontology annotation, biological process: regulation of sodium ion transport. Bases 1771 to 3138 code for a protein of 455 amino acids. The record is from RefSeq and is a predicted model, not a curated record.